Molecule: messenger RNA, 963 nt
Organism: Procambarus clarkii (red swamp crayfish)
Lineage: Eukaryota; Metazoa; Arthropoda; Malacostraca; Decapoda; Cambaridae
Product: A-kinase anchor protein 5-like
Source: RefSeq, a predicted model, not a curated record
AUGUCUUUGUCUUAUAUGUGUUCAACCAUCACUGUAGCAGAACAGUCAACCAUCACUGUAGCAGAACAGUCAACCAUCACUGUAGCAGAACAGUCAACCAUCACUGUAGCAGAACAGUCAACCAUCCCUGUAGCAGAACAGUCAACCAUCACUGUAGCAGAACAGUCAACCAUCCCUGUAGCAGAACAGUCAACCAUCACUGUAGCAGAACAGUCAACCAUCCCUGUAGCAGAACACCCAACCAUCACUGUAGCAGAACAGUCAACCAUCACUGUAGCAGAACACUCAACCAUCACUGUAGCAGAACACCCAACCAUCACUGUAGCAGAACAGUCAACCAUCACUGUAGCAGAACACCCAACCAUCACUGUAGCAGAACACCCAACCAUCACUGUAGCAGAACAGUCAACCAUCACUGUAGCAGAACAGUCAACCAUCACUAUAGCAGAACACCCAACCAUCACUGUAGCAGAACACCCAACCAUCACUGUAGCAGAACAGUCAACCAUCACUAUAGCAGAACACCCAACCAUCACUGUAGCAGAACACCCAACCAUCACUGUAGCAGAACACCCAACCAUCACUAUAGCAGAACACCCAACCAUCACUAUAGCAGAACACCCAACCAUCACUGUAGCAGAACACCCAACCAUCACUGUAGCAGAACACCCAACCAUCACUAUAGCAGAACACCCAACCAUCACUGUAGCAGAACACCCACCCAUCACUGUAGCAGAACACCCAACCAUCACUGUAGCAGAACACCCAACCAUCCCUGUAGCAGAACACCCAACCAUCACUGUAGCAGAACACCCAACCAUCCCUGUAGCAGAACACCCAACCAUCACUGUAGCAGAACACCCAACCAUCACUGUAGCAGAACACCCAACCCUUUCUGAAGCACACCAACCAGCCAUUCCAUAUUAUUUAUACUAUAAGAGAUAUAUAAUACCUGUCCAUUAG